Messenger RNA from Debaryomyces hansenii CBS767, 3612 nucleotides. RefSeq names its product mRNA-binding protein. Bases 1 to 3612 code for a protein of 1203 amino acids. The transcript has a single exon. The record is from RefSeq and is a predicted model, not a curated record. NCBI's taxonomy places the organism in Eukaryota, Fungi, Ascomycota, Pichiomycetes, Serinales, Debaryomycetaceae.
AUGGCCGAUAAUAACCCAGAUGGUGGAUUAUCUGCAGAUGUCUUUUUAAUGGAAGAUAAAUUGUCCAAGAUAAGAACACAAAUUAAUUCAAAAUUAGACAAUCAAAAGAAUUUAGCUAUAAUCUUAUCCGCUGUGGAAGAAAACAUCGAGGAACAAAAGAAUGAAAAAACACCAGUUGCGUACUUUGUUUCCUUCUUAUCCUUAUUAGACCAAUCUGUUAAGGGUGAUAGUAUUGUUGAUAGUGGAUUAGCUACUACCACGGCUUACUUUUUGGAUAUUAUUUUUCCGUUUACUCCUAAACCAUUAUUGAAAGCUAAGUUCGGUGAAAUUUUAACCAAAUUAGCCCCUCCACUUACAAACCCAGAAUCUGAAGCUCCAUUAGUUAGGUCGACUAUUGGUGCAUUGGAGAGUUUAUUGUUAGCACAGGACCAUCAACAAUGGGUUUCUUCCGGCAACAUUUCCCCAAAGAGAGCUUUGAUUGGAUUAUUGGAAUUAUCGUUUGACCCAAGACCAAAAGUGAGAAGAAGAGCUCAAGAAUCAGUUCAUAAGAUCUUAAUGAAUCCCCCACCAUCUCCUUCUCCUAUUCAUGUUGCUGCACCAUUGUGUGGUGAUUUAGCUUUAAAGAAAUUAGUUUCGUUGGUUGAAACACUGUCCAGAGGUAAUAAGAAGAAUUCAAAUAAAGAUUCAAAUUCACAAAUCAUUCAUACAUUACAAUUAAUCACAUCUAUCACUUCUGCCAACUCGUGGCCUUCAACUCAAAUAGAACCGUUAUGUGACAUAUUACUUGAAAUUUCGAAGACCUCAGAUCAAUAUUUAGUGACUUCUGCGUUCUCUGCGUUUGAAGGAUUAUUCAAAUCAAUGUCCAAUAUCAUUGAUGUGGAAAAGUUCACAAAGGUUUUGGAUAUCAUCUUCGAUUUAAAACCAUCAGUCAAUGAUUCGCAUUUGGCUGCUUCUUGGUUAGCGGUCGUUGCUAAAGCAUUGGAAAGUUUUGCUUCUUUAUCACCGGAGACUUGUCUUCAGAGAACUUCAGAUGUUAUUCCAAUAGUAUCUCAAUUUUUAUCAUCAGAUUCAAGAGAUAUUUACAUUUCUGCAUCUCAGUGCUUAAUAGCUAUUAUUACUGAAACUAUUCCAGAUAAUUACUUGCUUCAACCAUCGGAACAACAUGGCGUAUCCGGUGAAAUAUAUGAAUUAAUGGAUGAAACCAUCACAUUUAUUGCAGAUCAUAUUGAGAAGGAAUUAUUAUCCAUCAAGUAUCAACAUGCUACUAAGGAAAUUUUAGAGCUUAUUACUGCUACUAUUUUGAAAUUAAGAACCCGCUGUAAUCCGGACUUUUUGAAUGUUUUACAGGUUGUUGGAGAAUGGCGUACUAAUGAAACCGAUUCCUUUCCACACAAUAAAGAGGCGGAAGAUGUCAUCUCUGCGUCUAUUUCUACAAUGGGCCCGGAUGUAGUUUUAAGUGUUUUACCAUUAAACUUGAACGGUGAAGGAUCUGGUAGAGCUUGGUUAUUGCCAUUAUUGAGAGAUAAUGUGCGUUUUGCUGAUUUAAGUUUCUACAGAAGAGAAAUCUUACCGUUAGUUGAACUUUUUGAACAGAAAAUUAAGGAUGCAACCAAUAAAGAAUCUAUGCACGUUAAGAUUUUGCAAACAAUAAUUGAUCAAGUAUGGUCAUUAUUACCACACUUCUGUGAUUUACCUAAGGAUAUGAGAAGUAGUUUUGAUGAUUCCUUUGCUGCUACCUUAUCUGACUUGAUGUAUGCGAAUGUAGAAUUGAGAAUUCCAAUCUGCCAUGCAUUAAGAUUACUAGUUGAAUCCAAUAUAGCCUAUAGUGAAGGCGCUCUUGCGGAUGAUUUAUUGAUGCAAGAGGAAUUCCCUAUUGCAGAAUCAAAAAAGAAUUUAGAAUAUUUAGCUUCAAAGGCUUCAAACAUUUUGUCAGUUUUAUUCAAUAUUUUCACUUCGACAAUUCCUGAAUCUAGAGGAUUUAUUUUAGAUACUGUUGAUACGUAUUUACAAGUUAUUCCAAAGGCUGACUUAGAAAGUACUUUUAAUAAAGUAUGUGGUUUGUUAAAGAACAGUAUGGAUGAAGAGGUUAAUGCUGCCCCAGCUACUAACCAAUCCAAAUCUGAAGCUCCAAAAUUAAGCUCAACAAUGAUGGACUUAAUUGUGGCUAUGGCUAAAUACGUUCCUGAGUCAUCUCAUAAUGCAUUAUUUAGUAUCUUUUCUUCAACUGUCGCCUUAGAGAAUAAUGUUCUUAUGCAAAAGAGGUCAUACAGAAUCAUCAAUAAGCUUGUUGAAACCGAUGAGGGUAAAGCCUCUAUUGUUAAGUUUAUUGGUAACAUUGAAGAAGUUUUGGUUGCCACAGCUGAAAUAACUCAUAAGUCAGCAAGAGCCUCAAGAUUAUCAGCAAUACAUUUGAUUUUGGAUUUAUUACCUGAAGGCGAUUUACAUUUUAUUCCAGCAGUUUUGCAAGAAAUAAUCAUGUCUACUAAAGAUGUCAAUGAAAAAACCCGUGGUUUAUCGUACCAAAUUUUGAUUAAAAUGGGUCAUAGAAUGAGCCAAGGGGGUUUGAUUGAAAACUCUAAGGUUCCAGGUUUUGCUGAUGAUACUCCAUCAAGUGAAGCAUCUUUAACCGAAUUUUUUACCAUGGUAAGUGCUGGGUUGGCUGCACAAACUCCACAUAUGAUCUCCGCAACAAUUACUGCCGUAUCAUGCUUAGUAUUUGAAUUCAAAGAUGAAUUACCUACAGAAGUGUUAUUGGAAAUUGCAUCCACUGUCGAAUUAUUUUUAACUCAUAACUCGAGAGAAAUUGCAAAAUCGGCAAUUGGUUUCGUCAAGGUUGAAGUCUUGUCAUUACCAGAAGACUUAGUGAGAGCUAAUUUGAAGGAAUUGUUAACAAAGUUAAUGAGAUGGUCACACGAACAUAAGGGUCAUUUCAAAUCUAAAGUGAAGCAUAUCUUAGAAAGAUUAAUAAGAAAAUUUGGAGUAGAAGAAGUUGAACAAGCCAUUCCAGAAGAAGACAAGAAAUUGGUUUCCAAUAUCAAAAAGACUAGAGAUAGAACAAAGAGAAAGCAAGAAGCUGAAAUAGCUGAAGGAACUGAAACUCCUGGUAAUAAGAAAUUCGUUUCUGCCUACGAAGAAGCAUUAUAUGAUUCAGAUGACGAAGACGUUGAUAAUGUUGAUGAUGAGGAACAAACUCAUGGCAAGAAAUCCAACCAGUUUAUUUUGGAAACUGGUGAUGAACCAUUGAACUUGUUAGACCGUCAGACCCUUGCUCAUAUUUCUUCUUCCAAACCUAAGAAGUUCACUAAAAAGGAUUUGGCUGCGAAAUCUGAUUUCAAAACUAAGAACGGUAAAUUUGUUUUCAAUGAAGGAGAGGAGGACGAUCCGCUUUCUUCAAAGAGCUCUGGUAUUGAUGCAUACUUGGAUGCCGUGAAACUGGCACCAGUAAGAGGUCAAAAGAAUAAAUUGAAAUUUAAGAAGAACAAGAAUGAAGAUGACUUUUCCGAAGACGAAGAUGAAAAACCCGCCUUUAAGAAAUCUUCUAAUAAUAAAUUAAUGAAUAAAUCAAAAAUUCAAAAGCCAAAGCAAAAAUUUAAGGCAAAGAAGAAGCUUUAA